Auxenochlorella protothecoides is the source of this 417-nucleotide messenger RNA. RefSeq lists its product as hypothetical. NCBI's taxonomy places the organism in Eukaryota, Viridiplantae, Chlorophyta, Trebouxiophyceae, Chlorellales, Chlorellaceae. The coding region runs from base 1 to 417 and encodes 138 amino acids. The transcript has a single exon. The record is from RefSeq and is a predicted model, not a curated record.
AUGGACCAAGGAUGGCUCUCAUACCGAUGCACACCUCUUCUGCCCUCCACUCCCAGGUUGCGCACAAGUGCUAGCUUGGAACCCUGUACACUUUCCUUAGGUAAUCCUCGUAACCCCCCCUGUUCCCCCUUCUCUGGCUUUUGCCUGAACACCGUCCGUGGGGCCUGGCUCGGCUGCUGUCGGCGCGCAACAACUGGCCACCUGCGCGGGCGAGUAUCGUGUCGAGCCCGAUCUACCCUGACGCGUGAGCCCGCUAUCGGCCCAGCCCUCCUCCCUUUUCCCCAUUUGAAUGCUUAUCCGCCCUGCCCACCCCUCCCUGGUUUUCGUGAGGCAGUGGAGGCAGCCCUGUCCCGGGGCUUGCUCUCGCAGAACAGAUACUCGGCUGACAGCCCUUUGCGCUCGGCGCCCACUUUGUAG